AUGAGAGUCAUGAGGAACGCAAUGAAGUCAGCAGGUGUUGGUGAGAAUGACAAAGGGGAUGGUGAGCCACACCAAGAAGCAGGUUUGGUGACAUUUAGUCACUGGCCAGAUGCCAUGGAGAGCAAACUGCUUAUUGGGGGCAGAAACAUCAUGGAUCACACCAACGAGCAGCAGAAGAUGUUGGAACUGAAGAGGCAGGAGAUUGCCGAGCAGAAACGCCGUGAGCGGGAGAUGCAGCAGGAGAUGAUGCUCCGAGAUGAGGAAACCAUGGAGCUGCGAGGCACCUACACGUCGCUGCAGCAGGAGGUGGAGGUCAAGACCAAGAAACUCAAGAAACUCUACGCCAAGCUGCAGGCGGUGAAGGCAGAGAUCCAGGACCAACAUGACGAGUACAUCCGCGUGCGGCAGGACCUGGAGGAGGCGCAGAACGAGCAGACCCGGGAGCUCAAACUCAAGUACCUAAUCAUCGAGAAUUUCAUCCCCCCUGAGGAGAAGAACAAGAUCAUGAACCGGCUUUUCCUGGACUGUGAGGAGGAGCAGUGGAAGUUCCAGCCGCUGGUGCCAGCUGGAGUGUAA
Carlito syrichta (Philippine tarsier) is the source of this 576-nucleotide messenger RNA. Its product is annotated as kinesin-like protein KIF3C. Lineage: Eukaryota; Metazoa; Chordata; Mammalia; Primates; Tarsiidae. The record is from RefSeq and is a predicted model, not a curated record. Bases 1 to 576 code for a protein of 191 amino acids. The transcript has 5 exons.